Messenger RNA from Oppiella nova, 706 nucleotides. NCBI's taxonomy places the organism in Eukaryota, Metazoa, Arthropoda, Arachnida, Sarcoptiformes, Oppiidae. The record is from the annotation of a GenBank genome assembly.
AAUUUUUUAAUACAAAACAAUUCAUUGUGCUCAAAUAAUUGAUAAAUGUCCGCCAUUUACAGUAUAAUAAGAUUUAGAUUUUAAUAAAUAAAUAAAUUAUUGAAUUGGCAUUUAUAACAUGGCGUCCAAUGAUAGCGAUUAUAAUUAUGAAUUAGAAGAAGUGUUGAAAGAGAUUCAGGGUGAGGUUGUCAGUGAAAUUGGUCGUGGUACAUUUGGCAAGGUCUAUAAAGUGCGAUAUUUAUCUGAUGAUCAACAAAAUGAUUGCACCUUAAAGGUGAUCGAUAUAAAAGAAACAAAAGAAAAUGAUUUACACAUUGAAGACGAUGAGAAAAAAUCGCUGCAAUUACUGCAGGGCCUGGAUAACAAUUACAUCAUUAAAUACUAUGGCUCGUGGUUUAAAACAAACCAUAUAUUCAUUCAAAUGGAGUUAUGCGAAUGUACUCUAAGGCAGCUCAUUUUGAGCAAGGACAAACUAUUCGACCGCAUACUUAAUUCUGAGCCUGGUGACCUGGAAUUUUUUAUCAGUAUUACAUGGCUUAAAGAGAUUGUCCAGGGUCUCAUGUAUUUGCACAAACAGGCAAAACCUCUAAUUCAUCGCGAUUUAAGACCAGAAAAUAUAUUCAUGGCAUCUUAUGACGCGGAUAGUAUUUGUUUGAAGCUUGGUGAUUUUGGAUUGGCUCGUAUACAGGACAUUGCGUCCCAGAGU